UUACCUUCCACUAAAACAUUAGAGGCUAAUAAGAGAGCACAGAAAAACAACCAAGUAAAGAAAGAAAGAAAGAAAGAAAAGCUCUUCUCUUGAUCUUCUGCUUUUUGACAUCACAGAAGAAACAUGAAAGAAACGAUGUCGUUUGCUUCCUCUGCCAAUUGCUUCAGUACAGGGUCCAUUAUACUCCCAAGAGUCAAAGAUGUUCAUCAGAGAUCGUUUGCAAAUAUUAAUAAUGUCCCAACCACAAUCAGGGCCUUACGUAGUACCUCCAGAACCAGACGCCACCAGGUUUCUAGUUCUGUCCUCUUCAGUUUAAAGGCCACUCUGAGAGGGAAUCUUGAGGCGGUCGGAGUUCCGACUUCGGUGCCGGUUCGUGUCGCCUACGAGCUUUUACUAGCCGGCCACCGCUACUUGGACGUAAGGACACCUGAGGAGUUCAGUGCAGGACAUGCCCCAGGAGCUGUUAACAUCCCUUACAUGUACAAAGUUGGCUCAGGGAUGACAAUAAACCCCCACUUUCUGGCAAAAGUUUCAUCCCAUUUCAGAAAGGAAGAUGAAAUUAUUGUUGGAUGUCAGAGUGGGAAAAGGUCCAUGAUGGCUGCAACUGAUCUUUUAGCUGCUGGCUUCUCUUGCAUUACGGACAUAGCUGGUGGACAUGCUGCUUGGGCACAGAAUUCACUUCCAAUGGAGUUGUAGAGUUUGGAAUUCCCCCAUUGUCGUUUGACCAUGUAAUAAGGUUGUUAUGCAAGAGAGAAAUUGAUCAAAAGAAAAAUGGGAAAAUAAAUUCAAUAACCAAGUAGUCUAAUUAGCAAUACAAUCGUGGCAGAAAAAUAUUGUACUUGAAUAAUUAUCACUUUGGGGCGUAAAUUAUAGCAAAUGAAACGCCAUGUAUAUAAGAAAUAACCAAAAAAAAAAAAAGAAUAAUUGUCAACUU
Molecule: messenger RNA, 934 nt
Organism: Morus notabilis
Lineage: Eukaryota; Viridiplantae; Streptophyta; Magnoliopsida; Rosales; Moraceae
Product: thiosulfate sulfurtransferase 16, chloroplastic
Exons: 6
Coding region: 124-696 (190 amino acids)
Source: RefSeq, a predicted model, not a curated record